AUGGUUAACCAACAGGCUCAAGGCCCGGGAGGUAAUGCCGGAAACCCUGGAAAUAAUGUGGGUAAUCAGGAGGGAGAGGACCGUGCUUUAGAACGAUUCCAAAAGUUUGCACCUCCGAAAUUUAUAGGUGGAUCCAACCCUGACUUAGCGGAGGGUUGGCUGGACCGCAUGUUGGAUAUAUUUGCUGCGCUCAGGUAUUUGAAGGAGCGGCAGAUAUCUUUUGCUAUUUUUCAAUUUAAGGGGGCCGCCCGAGCUUGGUGGAAUGUGAUCAAGGCUAAGUGGGAGCGGGAACAAACCCUUUGGACGCGGGUUAACUUUACUCGAAAAUUUAAUGAGAAAUAUUUACCUCCCAUUGUGCAAGAGAGACAUGAGGAUGACUUUAUCCGCCUGCGCCAAGGGGCAUCCAGUGUGGCAGAAUAUGAAAUCCAAUUUACAAAACUCUCUCGCUUCGCUCCGGAUUUUGUACUAACAGAGCAAAAGCAAAUCCGUCGUUUCAUUCAAGGCUUAAACGUGGAGAUUCAAGAGGCACUAGCAGCUGCUCAGUUAAACACAUUUAGCCAAGCACUAGAAAAGGCUCAGAGAAUUGAGGCUGCCAGGGGACAAGUAAAAGCCUUUCAUAAUCAGAAAAGGAGGUAA
This is a messenger RNA of Coffea arabica (coffee), 636 nucleotides long. RefSeq lists its product as uncharacterized. Lineage: Eukaryota; Viridiplantae; Streptophyta; Magnoliopsida; Gentianales; Rubiaceae. The record is from RefSeq and is a predicted model, not a curated record.